GGAGGUUGCGCCGUUGAGGAGACUGCGAGGCUGCCUUGAUAUCUGAGCCGGGCUUUUUGACGUAUUAUAAAGCAGAGCUCUGGAUGUGUCCGGGACUGGGAGUUUGUCAGGGCACCACGACGCCAAGGUCUGAUUGCCCAGCCCGUUCUCUCACGGCAGACCUCGCAUUUCUAGCAUGAACUGAAAAGCGACAUUUAUCUUUCCCCGGCCAUUAGUCGUCCCAUGAUGCUAGGUGUAACUGGAGCCUGAAUUUCUUCCACGCAAACCGGAUGUCUUAUCUUGUCGCCUCCCUCCAGCAUUCCAGUACUCCUUGCAAUGUGCGCCCAUCCCCAUUCCCUUCGCCCAGCAAGGCUGAGCGCACGAGAACGGGGAUUUCAGCUACAGCAGUUGCACCUAACGUUGAACAGAGGCAGCUUGAAGAAGUCGUCGUUGUCAAGCUUUGUGCUCAACGCGCGGUAUGUAGUGAUGCAAGUCAAUGGCUCAGAAUCCGGACCUUAGUGGCCAGUACCGUCGCGGGAUGAGAGACGGCGUCUUAUGGCACCUGUUGAGCCUCUCCGAAAUACGGGAUUUGCCGGACCAGGGCGCCCCGGGACAGCCUCACUGGAAGGUGAACCCACCUAUAUUCUUGGAGUAAACUCCCAACAGAUGGCAGGCAGAUCGAAGUUCUAUAUCAUUAACGAAGGAUGACCAGUUCUCGUGAA
Aspergillus nidulans FGSC A4 is the source of this 701-nucleotide messenger RNA. RefSeq lists its product as uncharacterized. The transcript has a single exon. Lineage: Eukaryota; Fungi; Ascomycota; Eurotiomycetes; Eurotiales; Aspergillaceae. Bases 270 to 521 code for a protein of 83 amino acids. The record is from RefSeq and is a predicted model, not a curated record.